Messenger RNA from Trichoderma breve, 930 nucleotides. RefSeq lists its product as uncharacterized. The transcript has a single exon. Bases 1 to 930 code for a protein of 309 amino acids. NCBI's taxonomy places the organism in Eukaryota, Fungi, Ascomycota, Sordariomycetes, Hypocreales, Hypocreaceae. The record is from RefSeq and is a predicted model, not a curated record.
AUGGCUCAAUUCACCGGCGUUCUCCUGAUUCUCCUAUCCGCCUUCGCGUCUCUUAUAGAGGCACAAGCGCAAGGAAAACCGUCGCCGUCGCCUAAACCCCCACCUGCUUGUUCCAUCAAGGAUAUCCGUCAGAUGGACGUGUCAAAGUGUGCCUGCCAGCCUCAACAUAAAGACACGUGUCAUAAGAGUGGAUGUACAGCCUGCUUUGGCGCCGCCGAUAUCCAAUAUCGGUUCACCAAGAGCCCCCAUUGCGCCGUCGGAUGUACCGAUGCUGACAAGGAAUGUACGGGAUGUGGCUUAUGGUUUUCCACGCUUUGCACCUGUCUCAGAUACGACGACUGUAAAAAGACGGUGACAUCGUAUUCGAACCCACCUGCAAACCAGGCGAUAUUCGUUUUGACGAACAGUGACGAGCGACUCGUGACUACCACGGACUUGCUCCCGGGAAUCCUGGAGAUGGCCAACAAUCCUUCCCGAUACGAGGUGGGCUGGAAGUUUGCUCAGGGAAAUUACGAUCGUAAAACCCAUGCACUGGCGUUGAACUCUGUUCGGUCAAGAACGCACGAGCAGGUUCAUAUUCAUGUUUGCGAGAAGCCAGACGUAACCUCGAAAGAGCCCAGAAUCUUGGAAAUCCUCGACAAUAUCCCCAAGAAGGACCAUAAUUACAGCAAGCACUUCAAGCAAGUUGCGAAUCACGAUGAUCUCUACUGUAGGACGAUCGAAGCAGGCUACCCUGGGGGUGAUGUGUUCUACGACGUUCUAGAGGGUAUAAAAGAAGUUUUGGACAAUAAGGCGUUGAAUGUGGAUGGCAAGAUCUGCCACGAUUUUGCCGGAGCAGGCAUCAUCCGAGAUAGCCAUUACAAUAUGUGGGCUUGUGUUACUGGUAACCAUAAGGGCCCGUUGGACCUCUUCUGCAAGCCAUCAAAGUAA